CUGCAUGUCAAUAAGGAAGUCGUCGCGGCAUCUUCUUCGCGACAUGGCGAUCCUCAGGCGGGUCGGAGCUGGUCACCUGCCCGCUCAGGUGCUGCUGUUGUGGAUGCUGAGCCACCUGUCAGAGUCACAAGUCCUGUUGUCCGCCCCGGGUGAGAUCACCCUGGAAGAACAUUCCAGUGCCAAUGUGACCAUCACCUCCAACGUGGCGCUCCAGCAGCCGGCGGUGAUCUGGUUGAACGUGACCUUCAGCUCCAAGGUCAACUCCUCAUGGAUCAUCAGCGUGCCGGAGCAGGUGCUGAUGCCCGCCCGGACGACGGCGGUGGCGUUCACGGCGACGGCAAUCGGCGCGGGUCAGGUAACGGUGUACCUGCUGGGCAACAACACGGAGAUCCUCAGCUGGUCGUCCAGGCUGCGCUUCUCGGUGGUCCACAGCAACGUGGUCGCCGCCAUCAGCGAGGCCAUCGGCUGGAUCUACUUCCUGGCCUGGUCCGUGUCCUUCUACCCGCAGGUGUGGGAGAACUGGCGGCGGAAAAGCGUGGUGGGCCUCAACUUUGACUUCCUGGCGCUCAACCUGACCGGCUUCUUCGCGUACAGCGUCUUCAACGUCGGCCUUUUCUGGGCGGCGCCCAUCAAGGAGGAGUUUCUCCAGAAGAACCCAAACGGAAUCAACCCGGUGAAAGCCAACGACGUCUUCUUCAGCCUGCACGCCUUCCUGCUGUGUUUGCUCUACGUGGUCCAGGCCGCCAUCUAUGAGAGGGGGGGUCAGCGGCUGUCGUGGACCGCCUGCCUCCUGCUGACGGCGGCCUGGUCGUUUGCGGGCGUGAGUUUGUUUGUGACGCUGGCCAAACUCCUGAGCUGGCUGGAGUACCUCUACUACUUCUCCUACAUCAAGCUGGCCGUCACGCUGGUCAAAUACGUGCCGCAGGCCGUCAUGAACUACCGCAGGAAGAGCACGGAGGGCUGGAGCAUCGGCAACGUGCUGCUGGACUUCAGCGGCGGCCUGCUGAGUAUCUUGCAGAUGGUGGUGGACGCUUACAACAACGACGAAUGGGGUCUGAUAUUAGGAGACCCCACCAAGUUCGGCCUGGGUGUGUUCUCGGUGGUGUUUGACGUGGUCUUCAUGACGCAACACUACUGCCUGUACCGCCCGCCGCACUACCAGGAGAUCUCCUCCUGACUGGGACCAGGAAACUCUCACGUUUGUAGUGCAGUUUUGUGAUUUUCAAAAUAAAAGUUUUCUAACGCU
Molecule: messenger RNA, 1246 nt
Organism: Entelurus aequoreus (snake pipefish)
Lineage: Eukaryota; Metazoa; Chordata; Actinopteri; Syngnathiformes; Syngnathidae
Gene: ctns
Product: cystinosin, lysosomal cystine transporter
Exons: 11
Coding region: 5-1177 (390 amino acids)
Biological process (GO): L-cystine transport
Cellular component (GO): lysosomal membrane
Molecular function (GO): L-cystine transmembrane transporter activity
Source: RefSeq, a predicted model, not a curated record